UAAAUAUGCAAAGAUUUUCACUUAAAAGUGAACAAACUGGAGAGGAAUAAUAGAGGAAGAAGAAAACCAAGGAAAAGUUUCAUGGAUGGAUGUAGUGAAGGGGGAUGUGACAGGGAAGGACGCUGGGUAUAGAGUUGGAUAGCGACCCCUAAAGGAAUUAGAUUUUAAAAAAGACAACGAAAUUGUGACAUUGUCUUUAGGAUUUUAUUUUUUUAGUGUUUCGGUUGAAGAGCGCAGCAGCUACAAGUGCAGGAGAAAAAUCAUCACAAACUCACAAUUAUUGUUAUUUUAUUAUUUUAUUUUUUUAGUAAACCAGCCAGUUAAAAAAAAAGCCUUUUGACGUAAUGACAAGCUACGCGCAAGACGGUCACGUGAUUUAUUUUUUGGCUAGUGCCAUAUUUUUGUAGCUACUGCUGUAAGAAGCUGCCUCUAAAGCAAAACCAGUAGCUUGCAGCUUCGCCUACUAACGCCAUGGAUUUCAACGUGAAGAAGUUAGCCAGCGGUGCGGGGCUGUUCUUCACGCGAGCCGUCCAGUAUACUGAGGAGAAGCUGGGCCAGGCGGAAAGGACAGAGUUGGAUGCUCACUUUGAGAACCUAAUGAGCCGCGCUGACUGCACCAAACACUGGACAGAGAAGAUCUACAGACAGACUGAGUACCUGCUGCAGCCCAACCCAAUUGAUCAUACUGGUGAGUAUCCUGCCUUCCAAUCCCCCUGUAGUGCUCUGCUGUGGAAACCUUUCAUGCUUUGCAUCAUUAGCAUAAAGGAGUAAUCAACAGGAACAAAAAUGCUCACAUUUUUGUGUUGUUGAGAUCAAAUACAGAUUUUUCACUCUGUGAUUAGGAACAUUAGAGUGACUGUUGACCACUGAAGAGUUCUCAGAACAAAGGCUGCUGUUUCACACAGCUAAUCAGACAAAGUGUUUCCUUGAGAUCUUUUCCACUAAACCGAUCUCGGUGCUAGAGCUGACUGAGCACCGGGCUUCUUCAAACUUGCUGUAAUACAGACUGCUACAGGAGAUCCUUCCUGCUCACAGGCAUCGCCACCUGCAAUGACUUUUUGAAGAAUCUUGAAUAAUUUCAGUUACAUUUAAUUUCCCUUUGGAAUCAAUAAAGCAUUUUUGAAUUGAAUUUGAUCAAUUUUCAGAAUAAUGUAAAUCACUCUUUAGUAGAUUUUUAGAUGGUAAUUUAAAUGUUAAAUUAUAAAGAGAUGAUGUUCAUAAAUAUUAAUAGAUUAAAAGAUUACUGUUAAAUGUUUAUAGUGUAGUUUUCCUAAGCCAUAAACAUGAAAGAAAUGUUUUGUAGAAAGAAACGAGACAUUCAAACUCUUUGGACUAUUUUGAGUUCUUUCAUUGGGUAAUACCAGCAUCUUCUAACAGUUUUGCUUGUGGAGUCUGUUUGGUGUUGGUAAUCUAACAGUUUAAUAAAGGACCCGUUUUAUUGUCCUACUUAUUUGUCUACAGAAAGAUAUUACACAAACAAACAUGAACACCAAUUUAAUAGACUAAUUUCAACCUGUUUUCUGUGCCAAAUAAUUAAGAAUGUAUAGACAUGUUGCAUGUUAUUGUUUACAUCCAAAUACGUUGAGGGUAAAAAGACUCUUCUUUUACUUGCCAUAUUUAGCCGUGUUUCUGUUGUAGAACAAUUCUUUUGACAAAAUGAAACCUGGAGAUGUAUGGGGUUUUAAGUUAGUGCGGUGCGCCACAGUAACGGGAAAAAUAAUGUAGGGAAAUCGUUGAACGACUCAAAACCGCUUGUAUUCUUCCUUUUUAUCGCUGUCUGUCAGCUAUUCUACACAGUUGCGAUUACUGACUGACAACAUCACUAAUAUAUCAGGAUUUAACACUAAAGAACACCUAACAUUUCUUACACAAAGAUCAGAACAUUUAGUCUGUCAUUGUAUCAUGUUUUCAGGCUCCAUGUUUAUCUUAUGAUUAUUAAUAAGUGAUUGUCUGAAGACAGCGGUGGCAGAUCAGCUAAUUUAAACCCGUGCUCUACUGAUGAUCUGUCAGAGAUGGUGUGCG
This is a messenger RNA of Poecilia reticulata (guppy), 2022 nucleotides long. NCBI's taxonomy places the organism in Eukaryota, Metazoa, Chordata, Actinopteri, Cyprinodontiformes, Poeciliidae. The record is from RefSeq and is a predicted model, not a curated record.